UUCAGGUUGUCUUUUCAUCGAUAUGUGGAGCGUCUUAAGGCGGCAUCGCGAAGUUGAUGCAGUGGGGGUGGCAGUUAAAAGAGGGAGAACGGAAGUGGGCGUGGGCACCGCCACAAGCGGGAGCAAAGCCCGUAAGGUUGGGGUAUCGAGGGAAAGAGAGAAGAAGAUGAGGGGGACAGAGGGAAAAAAAGGAAGGGAAAGGGCAGAACGUGGAGGGGUACGAGUGGCAUGAAUAGAGGGCUGGGAUGGGGAAGGGCAAGAUAAUGAAAAGAGAGGGCAGAGAGGGAAACCCGGGGGUGGAGGGGUGCGGGUUGUAUGAAUGUAGGGUUGGGCUUGGGUGUUUGUGAAAGAGCAGACAAGGAGGGAGCAGCAGCUAGAGAAGAGGGGGCUUGGGGGGGGGGGGGGGGAGGCCUAACUAUUGCAAUCUGUGUAAGGGUUUCUAUCAGGGGUUAAGGGAGAAGAAAGGAGAGUUCAAUUGACAAACGUGAAAAAGACAGGGAAGGAAUUUGAGAUGAGUAGGUGGGCGGGGGAGGCGAGAGGUCUUAUCCCCUUUCGAAACUUGCGUUAGGGUUUGUGGUAGGGGUUAAGGGAGAGAGAAGGAGAGUUGAAAAGGGGAGAGAAAGCGUUUGAAGGAGGGGGGAGGGGGGAGGGGGGAGGAGGAAGGUCUUCAAUUUCUGCAAUCUGGUGUAAAGGGGUCUGCGAGGGGUUAAGGGAGCAAAGAAGAGAUGGCGCGAGGCCUUGUUCUGGACAAGUCUCCCGAACUUGGGAGCAAGGCAGAAGUGGAGGCACUUUUGGGAACUUGGGAUAAUGUGGUGAAAGAGGUAGAGGGGGAUACUGAACUCAUAGCAUCUUAUACGGGAGGGUAUGGCGGGGAAGGAAUCGGAGGCCCUGGGCUGUCCCGAUUGAACACCAAAAUUCAAGACAGAUUAACAGCCUUACGAGCCAGCAUGAGAGAACUGGAGGUGCUUGCUGAGGAGCAAGACAGUGAGCAGGAGAUGGAUGCUCUUAUGAGUAAACUGGAGGCUUGCAAAAUGCAAUACGAUGGGUUGAGGAAGAAGUUGCGAACCGCAAACUUCCAAGCCAAAGCCAAUACAGAGAAAGCACUGCUAAAGGAGAGAGAGGCACUUUUGGGAGGACAGGAGGAUGUCACCCUGAGAAGAAGAAAGUUACAGAGCCAAGCAGAGAUGGCGGCGGAAGCUGAAAAUAUAACAGAGAGCUUAAGGCGGACCCGGCAGACAAUGAUGCAUGAAAUCGAGCAUGGGAAAAAGACUCUCUCAGUUUUGGAGGACUCGAAUACUGCCCUCAGGAAAACAGAGGCCGAGUACACCGGCCAGAGCUCGUUGCUGAGUACAGCGAAAGGUCUACUUUCCACUCUUCGGAGGCAGGAUGUCUUGGACAGAGUGAUCGCUGCCGUCGGCUUCCUUAUCUUCUUGCUGGUCUGUUUGUACGUUCUCCGCAAACGCCUUUUGUGACUGCCUUCCCGCCCCGCAGCGCAUAUCCCCCUGGUUCCAGAGCAGCAUGUGCAGCCCAGCCCUGUUUGAGGAAUAUAGUUGAGUUGGCGCCACACUGCUUUUUAUGCAAUAUCGCGAUCGUGAGUCCGAUUGGCAGUCAAUAUUGCAAGGAAACAGGCGACAUCGUGACAAGGGUAUAUGAGGAGGACUGUGGCCCCCAUAUUAUGCAUGGAGGGGAAUACAAGGCUAGUGGGCAUCCUAUGGAUAUUGUGGAGCCCUCGUCGAUGAUUUGCGUUCGCUCUGUGUCUGCUUCAUUCAUCAAGCAGGUAUAUCAACCGGAAAAUAUGGUGAUCAGUGAUGAUUGGAGUCAAUGAGGGCACACUGGAUGGAUAUGACUUGAAAAUCGUGUCUAUUCGUUUACUGCAUCGAUUGUGGACAUUGGUCAAGGCAACAAGAGUUCUUAAGCAUGUGGGCCUGCCGGCAAGUCGGCAGCAGCUCCGGGUACCCUUCGUGCCUCUUCGCUCCCAUCCACAAGUGAAGGGUGUCCUGUCGAUGGGGAGGAGGUUGCCAGUUAGAGGGUAAGAAUGGUGGUGGAUGCUCUUUGCCUGCCUGGCUUUGGGAUUCGUCAUCGAGACAUACCCUCUCUGCCUACGGUUCACCAGGCAGUUCUCGAUGACGAUAUAUCGUUGAUGACGACCAGUAGGAUCCCUCAGAGGCUAUAUCCCCAGCAACCAUGAAAGAUAGUGCGCUAUCGGUAUUGAUAGUGCGCUAUCGGUAUUACACAAAAAACAACACCCGUCAUGCUGUGGUGCAGAUUCUCUCUCUCUGGUUGAAGAUAUACUCUGAUGCCAUUAGGAAACUAGUGGUUGAAUUGGGCUGAGCUUAUUUCACUGCAUAGGGAUAUGGGGUUGCGGAGAUGUGUAGAGCGUCUUCUUGGGUCUUAAGACUCAAGCUCUCGUAGCAGUGAAUAACAAAGGGUGACGAGAAUC
This is a messenger RNA of Chara braunii, 2440 nucleotides long. NCBI's taxonomy places the organism in Eukaryota, Viridiplantae, Streptophyta, Charophyceae, Charales, Characeae. The record is from the annotation of a GenBank genome assembly.